AUGUCACAAUCUAGCGAUAUAACAUAAAUGAGUGAUAAUAACUCACCAGCUUAGAAGUCUUCUUUACAACCUGAUGUUGCUAAUAUGCUUAAAGCUCAAAAAGAUGAUGUUCCCAUAGGUAAGAAGCAUCAAGCAAUACUCCCUCCCACCCUUCUAAGCAGAAAAUAGAUUGAAUUAAAAAAAUCGAAUUUAUCACAUUAUAAGAUAUGGAAUUCUACUUCUAAUGAAGAUAUGUAAAGGAUUAAUGAAAUAUACAAAUAAUUCCGUAGGAAAUUUGGAAGAAAUGCUUAACAUCUAGACGAGUUCUUUACUUUAUUAAGUCGAACAAAUUAAGAUCUAGAGUUAGUUAAAUAGUUAAUCUUAUUUGAAGAUAAAUUUCUCUAAAAAUACAUCUAAACGAGAAGUUCUUAAUUAAAAUGUGAUUGA
Messenger RNA from Paramecium octaurelia, 426 nucleotides. Lineage: Eukaryota; Ciliophora; Oligohymenophorea; Peniculida; Parameciidae. The record is from the annotation of a GenBank genome assembly.